Molecule: messenger RNA, 1929 nt
Organism: Aspergillus lentulus
Lineage: Eukaryota; Fungi; Ascomycota; Eurotiomycetes; Eurotiales; Aspergillaceae
Gene: rex3
Product: putative RNA exonuclease Rex3
Cellular component (GO): nucleus
Molecular function (GO): exonuclease activity; nucleic acid binding
Source: RefSeq, a predicted model, not a curated record
AUGUUUACACCUCUCGGGCUGUUCAAGGACGUUCCUUGUCCGGGAGGUCAACAAUGCUCUCUCCUGACCUGCAUAUUUUCUCACAAUCCUGCGAGCUCUUCGCUAGUUGAUCAGAGCAAUAUUCAAGAUACGCCUGUAGCACCAGAAGAGGCAUAUGAGUCAGGCCCGCCUCCGAAGAAGCCUAGGCUGGAGACUCCACCAAAGACUGCCGUGAAAAGAGCCCAAGCCUUGCCAGAGCCUAAAAGGGAAUCUACAAAAUCAGUCCCUGCUCCAAAGGCUGUGACGGGCAGCAAACCAGAACAAACAACUGGACGCGCUGGUCAGCUUCAGUCGAUGACCCGCGAAGUCUCCCCUCCAACGUUGCGGAAAGAGUUUUCGCCAAAGAAAGAUGCUCCUCCCGCAUCUAUGCAGGGCGAAGCGCGGUUACCACCUAGACGAGCUCCCCGAGAAAGUCUGAACCCGCGCAUGCUCCCGAAGGCACCUGCGACUCAUGGUGUGCGGCUAUCCAUAUUGACAAAGCUUCACGCCGCUAUGUGUGCCCUCAAUGAGAAAUUGGCAAAGGAGGAAGGGAGUACGGAUAAUCCAUUAGUCUUAUCUCCCAAUGAACUUGUGACAAUGGCGCUGGAUGAAGAGGAGAAGGCAGCAAAAGAUAACCCGGGCAUAUAUGCGAACGUCAUCAAACUUCGGAUUGUUAAGCUCCCAAAACUGAGCUUAGAAGAAUGGAAGAAGGAAGUGAAAGCUCAUCUGAAUGAGAGAUAUUAUAAGAUUGAGCCGGCCCAGCAGAACGCUCAGCAAAAGGCACUCGAAACUGGACUCAGUGCAAAGGAAGAAAUUGCCGUUGCUAGCAAGCUGAUCACACCUCUGGAAGGGCUCGAACAGUAUGGUUAUGUGACCAGGAAGCCUACCAAGGAAGAAGUCGAGAAUGCACGGAGGGGAGUCAGCGAGUCAAAAGGCUGGGAGAAGUGCGAUAGAUGUGGCGGACGAUUUCAAGUCUUUCCUGGCCGUCGUGAAGAUGGCUCAUUGACCACUGGAGGUCAAUGCACAUACCAUCCUGGCAAGCCAUACUACCCACCGAGAAGACAAACAGACCACAUCACCGGUGCUAGAGAAGCAUACUUUCCUUGCUGCAACGAGUCCAUCGGAACUUCGUCUGGCUGUACCAAGGGAAACACGCAUGUGUUCAAAGUAUCUGAAUCUAAACGCCUGGCGUCUAUCCUUCAGUUCGAAGAGACACCAACCCAGGCCGAUAAAGGGCCCCAGCAGCCGGUCUGUUUCGACUGCGAGAUGGGAUACACAACUCUCGGACUUGAGCUCAUUCGUCUAACCGCGGUCAGCUGGCCUCAAGGAAAGCUCCUUUUGGACGUUCUCGUUCGACCCAUGGGCGAAAUUCUGGACCUCAACUCGCGCUUCUCAGGCGUGUUUCCCGAGCAUUACAAAAAGGCAGUUCCCUAUAUUGGCACUAGCAGCCCUUCCGCUACUGAGGAUGGCGCCUUGCAGGUUGUGGAAUCACCAGCAGCGGCACGUGCGCUCCUAUUCAAAUUUCUACAACCUGAUACGCCAUUGAUUGGCCAUGCUAUCGACAACGACCUCAACGCUUGCCGUAUUAUACAUCCAACAAUCAUCGAUACCGUGCUUCUCUACCCACACCCACGAGGGCUGCCGAUUCGCAUGGGCCUCAAAGCUCUCGUCAAGAAGUAUCUGGAUCGAGACAUUCAAACAAAAGGCAGUCAAGGUCAUGAUUCCAAAGAAGACGCGAUAGCCACCGGUGAUUUGGUCAGGGUCAAAGCCGCUGAAACGUGGAAGAUCUUGAAGUCCAAGGGAUGGCGGAUAGAGGGCAGCAAGCUCAUACCUCCUCCUGGCGCAAAGGAUGCGGCAGAGGAUUCGAACCUUGGGCCUGGAGCCGGCCACAAAAGAAAGGAUACGGAGUGA